Messenger RNA from Echinostoma caproni, 738 nucleotides. NCBI's taxonomy places the organism in Eukaryota, Metazoa, Platyhelminthes, Trematoda, Plagiorchiida, Echinostomatidae. The record is from the annotation of a GenBank genome assembly.
UCGAAAGUGAAGUUUGAUCUAGACACGAUCAAGAUUCCCAUUUCGGCGGCAGAUGUGGAAAGCAAUCCACCAACCGAUAUCACGAUUCACGUCAAACGGUUACUCGGUCAAGGUGCGAACGGAUUCUGUCACGAGGUCUGCGUGAACCCGGUUCUGAGCGCGGACAUAAAACGUGGCAAUUCCGCGACCAGGAAACCGGUAUUACCUCGACAAUGCACACUGAAAGUCAUCCCAUCUAAUGUGUAUCGCCGUAAACGGGAAGCAAUUCACCGUGAAAUCAGCGUGCAAAAACGCGUGGCUCAUCCAAACCUAUUGAAACUAUACAUGGCCUAUCAUGAUAGUCGUUUGCAAGCGGUCUGUCUGCUUCUUGAGUUCUGUGCCCUGGGCUCAUUGCUAGACUUCGUCGGGGCUGGGAAUGACAUGACACUGUCACAGUCCAACUCCUAUUUGGAACCGUCCAAUUGUUCCACACCGUUGGAACCCAAACAAACCAAUUUGUCGUUCACGAUCGAUCGAUCACGCCUGUACAAUCCGGAUACCGGUGGAUUGACAGACGAAAUCGCUCGUCACAUAUUUCGUGGGAUAAUGCGUGCGCUUGAUCAUUUGCACGAUCGGCUAUUGAUUGUACAUCGAGAUAUCAAACCAUCGAAUAUCAUGCUCACCGACGGAUGGCAGGCCAAAUUGAGUGACUUCGGACUGGCAUGCACGGUGGAUCAAUGCACCUAUGAUAAGAGGUAA